AAAGCUGCGAACUUCCCCAGGAAUUUAGUUAAUAAUUCAUCUCCAGUUUCAGAUUUCUUAUCUACAAGUGAGAGAUAGGGGUUGAAUGCUAACAUAACAGAGAAAGGACAAUUCAGUUGUACAGUUAGGAGUUUCAGACAUGCAUUGAAAUCAUCAUCCAGGAUUUAAGGCCAUUGAAUGUCCUUGUUUUAUGGCAAUUUGCCACACUGGCUGGGAAUGAUGGGAAUAGUAGACCAAAACAUCUGGAGGACGUCGGUUGGAGAAAACUCAAUUAACGAGGGAAGCCAUGUGGUUUGGAGACUGUGGCUUCCCCCCAGAGGAAAUUAGGCCACCGCCAGCCUGGACAUUCUUAAAGCAUUUGAUUUCAGAUAUCUAUCCAUUCUGAUUCAUGUGGGGAGAGAAUAAUGAAUGGAAACUCUUUUUGAACUGCAUCCUAUUAUCAGCAAUACCAACAGAACUGAAAAAUGCAAAAGGAAGUUGGUUUUCUCAGUUUGACAUGUCCUGUGCUGUAGACCACUGUGUUGAUAACCAAGAACAAUGAAUGGCCACGUUCCUCAACAAGAAGAUGCACAAGACAUUCCCUUACAACAAGUAGGUGAAGAAAGAAGUGGAGAUGACGUGCCUGAAUCAAAUGAGCUUCUUCAGCCUAACAUAUUUCAGCCUAAUAAGAAGAAAGCCCUCUUGAAGUCAUGCUCUGAGAUUGUGUUUUGGAAAUGCAGACUAUGGAUGCUUGUCACUUCUAUUUUCCUGUUGUUGAUAGCUGUGACUAUCAUAACUUUAUCUGUGAGUUCAGCGGUUUACAUUGACGAAGAUGAAUACUGGGAUCCUGAAUUAAUAGCAAGUGGCAAUCAUCACAACUUCUCAGGGAUAGUAAAAAUCCAUUGUGUGAAUCCUGAGCUGCUGCUUUCAGAAUCAACAUAUAAUUUACUUUCUGAAAAUCUCCACAAGAGGCUUCUGGAUGUGUACAGAGAUUCACCUGCUCUUGGGCGAUAUUUCAUCUCUGCUGAAGUCAUUUCCAUCAGUGAUGGAAAUAAUACGGCAGCCUAUCACUUGUGCUUCUCAGUGCCACAAGAUGAGACUAGAGAGUUUAUGAAGUACAGAAUGAACCAAAAUUUUGUAAUGAAUAUUUUGAGGCAAAAUAUUUAUGACCAGGAAGAACUGUAUGGUCUGGAUGUACCUGAAUGUAUAAAUCUGACACUUGAUCCAACAUCUCUUUCACUAACACAAAUACAGCCUAUUAAUACAGAAGGAUGAAUUGCAUAGAUGUCUGGAUUUCUUGCCUGAUCUCGGAAGAACUUUCAGAUACGUUGCCUACCAUUUCAUUUGUUCAACAAACAAAGUUCUGUACAACAUAUCCACUGUGUUCUUCUCCAUCUUAUACCAAUCAACAAUUCCAGGAAAAACGUGAGUGCAUCAGCCUUAUGGACAAGAUGGUGGAUCUAUGAAUAAGAACUUAAGUGCCAAUGUUUAGAAAUGAACACUCAAGAGAGCAGACUUUUCAAACUGCCCUUAGAUUACAACUGAUGGAAGGGGGGUUGUGUGUGGGGGGUAUGUGUUUUUAACAUUUGACAAAAUGCUAAAAGGACAAUGCUGGAAAAAAAGAGCAUUCCGGAAAACAGAUACAUAAAAAGUCCCAUUCAGCCUUGAGCUGGCUCUUGGUAGAAUGUUGGCAAAUGCCAUUCUUUUUUACUUUGGUUCUUCAGUACAAGGGUGUUUCCAGGAUUUUCACUAUGCUGCUAAACUGUGCGUAGUAAAAGAGAAGCAAAUAUGCAUUUCUUGGACAAUAAUCGUCUGCAGAAAGGCCUUCGGUGUCAAGUUUCAACCUGCUUCUUUGUGCCUGCUGCAGCUUUACCUUCCUUUCUGCGGUUGGAGAAAUGUGAUGACAGCAUAGUAGCUAUUUACAUUUACUUCUCAGCAGCUCACUCCUCCUCUGCCAUAACAAUCAGUUUGAACACACAUUGAGAAUCCAUCUGUUUAGUGAAUGCAUGAGCCAUCCUGUGUUGAUCUUAUGAGUUACAGAUUUUUUGGCCAAUUGUUAAACAUCUGUCUUGCUUUUGAUUGGAUGGAUCUCAAGGAAACUAUUGGCAAAGUAAAAUGCAGAAGGGUAUCCUCUUCCACGUAACCUUGGUAAGGGCAAGAACCAGUUAAACAAUAUCAGCAAAUUGACAGGAGGAAAAUAAACUCAUUUGAAAUAGGAUGCAGGAGCAGAGUUGUACAGAUACCAUGGGUUGCUAGAAAUACAAUUGAAUGGGUCUUACACCUAAUCAAACCUGAACUAUCACAAGAAGUGAAGACUACACUGAAACUGUUGUAUUUGGAUUAUAUAAUGAGACAACGUGAAAAGACAAUAAAGGUCAAGUGAAAGGCUGUAGGAAGAGAAGGAGAUUACAUUACCGGUGGACUGAAUCAAUAAAGGAAGCCAUGACCCUGAGUUUGCAAAACCUGAGUGGGGCAGUCAAUGACUUGAAGUCUUGGAGGCUUCCUAUUCAUUACCCAUUCAUACGGUUUCCAUAAGUCAAAGUUGACCUGUAACAAACCAAUUGUACAAAAUGUACAAUUAUUAGUUUCUGAAGCCAAAGACCUGUGUAUAAAUGCCUUUGCUGACUGUUGAAAGAUCAUCAGAGAUUGGCAAGAAGUAAUUUGAGAACCUAAGAGCAACUACCAAGGACACUCUCUCAAAUGGCCAUCAAAUGUGCUGCAUAUAAGGUAUGGUUUGUUGCACCACUUAGUGGUAAGGAGGCAAUAUUGUUUUGUUAGAAAAGUUAAAUCUGAGCAUGUUCAGAUCUGUGACUUUUCAAGCUAAACAAGUUCCCUAAGAACUGAGUAAAAAGAAACCAAGAGAUAAAUCCUGUAAUUUUUUUUACCUUACUAGAAUCGUAUAUUUCAUAUGUUGUUGAAAGAGAAAAAAGGGCCCCUCUCAAUAAUCUUAAAAUUUGGACAGGUUUCUGUAGGAGAAUGUAGUCUUUCAGAUAACCUGGUUCCAAGUAAUGUAGAACUCCAUAGGUUAUAAGCAGCCUAAGUGGAGCUAUGAGUGAGCUUUAGGUUGUGAAAUUUAAGGAGUUAUCUAAGGUGUUGAAGUCCAGUCCUCCAAACAAGUUUAGCACCUUGCAUAGCUGUUUUAAAGUUUGGACUAAAACUUGGAGUGGAUUCACCCCCUACUGACAUGUAGACCACCAGCCUCCACUGGUGAACUAGUAGCCAGUGAAACUGUUGUAACAUGGAAUCACAUGCUCUCUAUGACUGGCCCUGUUCAAAUGUCUGAUUCAGCUGAAAUUCUGGACACUCCAGUGACACCCAUGUGCAUAUUGCAUUACACUGGCUCGAACAGGGUUUAAAUAAGGCAUGUAACAACAUUGCCAAUGAUCACAGGGAGGGAAGCACCCAAAUUCUGUGUAUAAAUGGGAUUUAAACUCAGGUAAAUCAUACAAGAGCAGGAUUGUUUUCAGACGACAUUGCUUGAAUUAAGCAUUAACGCGAGAUUAACCCAUGCAAAAAGUGGCAAAAUCACCCCGUUUAUGCACAGGAUUUGGGUGCUUUGCCUCCUGUGUGAUAAACUCUAUACUCAUAUUUACAGGAACAGGGAUUUGUGGCACACUGACUUCAGCAGUGAACAAAUAUACUUGGACACAGUAGAAACAUAAGCACUCAGAGUCAAGUCUGAAUUGAACGCUAUAAUCAAAUUGCAAAACUGAGGAGUUUAUCGCACUGGCUUUUCCUGUCCUUUCCUCCUGAGUUAGGUGCGGGAUGAAAACUUUUAAACAUGAAUUAUUUUGCAUGCCUCCAUGCCCAGGCAGGAGGCAUCCUGUACCCAAUCAUGGCAUCACAUACCCAAUCCAGACUUCUGCAUUUUUUGAAAGAACAGGGUUUUUCCAUUCUUUGCAAGGUGCAGGAGGAGUCUGAAUUGGAUAUGGGGAUGGGGUGGGGGAGGGUCACCCCCUUCUGGCUAUUACCUGGUGCAGGCUGCACCCCCCCCCCCCCCGGGUUAAUACUGAAAAUAAGUAUAGGUAUACUUGGUGGGAGCUAGUAUUCUGCCAAAAUAAUAUAGGAUCACAUCCAUAGAGGCCUAUAUAAACUUUAAAAUGCAAUACUACAGUCCCUGAGAGGGCAUCCUAGGGAGCAUAGAACAGACUCCUUAUCUGCUGAGACCAGAGAAGUUAGCAUAACAGAGGGGGGAAAUUUGACCUUGACUGCUCUUUUCUUGUCUAGUACUGGUGGAAACCUACAUGAAGCAAAAAGGCUGAUAGCAUCCAAUAGAAGAGAUGUAGAGAAGAGACAAAGCUGAAUACCACACUACACUGUUAUAGUGCUAUUAUUCCUUUUUAACAGUUAUGGCUGCCUCCUGGGAUUUGCAGUUUAGGGAGGGGAACUUAGAAUUCUUAGCCAAAGAGCUCUGAGGCAGCACUAAAGUACAAACCUCUGAAUUCUAUGGAAGGAAAACAUAGCAGUUAAAGUGGAAUAUAUUGCUAUAACAGUCUUGUCUGAUGUAAGGACCACUACAAUAAGAUUAUUUUUGGAAAAUGCUAUGCAAUUGUGGUUGCUUUGUUUUCUAUCAUACCUAAAACACUUUUGGGAUUAUAGCACAAAAAGCUUGUCACACACUGCCAAGACAUUACCUCUGCCACUUUUGGCACACAGGAACACACAUGUGUACAGAUUAUCUCCCUUCUCCAAAUAUAGAUGAAAUAUAAAUGAAAACAGUCUUACAUUUAAAAAUACAAUUUUUGUCCUUUAGGGAGGGUUUUCUGAUCAGUUAGACCAGACUAAGUGCUAGCAAAUGAAAGCAAGCAGGAAGCAGCUAUCUAUCUGAUCUACCUGAAUUAAUGAAAAGAAAUUAUUUCCAAAUAGUCUGCCUUUGAGAGAACAAUGAAGAGGACUAACAUCAUGUGAUAAUCCCCAGCUAAAGGAGUGAUUAUCCUGCAUCAGUUAUGAUUUGCUGCCUUGUGUGAUAAAGUCCUUUCUCUAAGGGUGUUAAAAAGAUGAUUUUAUUCUUUCCAUUAGCCCAAGGCAUUUUGGGUAGUAACAUUUAAUGGCCUUGUUCAGGGGUUGAUAAAAUAUAGAAGAAAGAAAAGGGACAAUACAUAAACACAAAAAAUGGUAACAGGAGAAAAGUUACCAUGUAUAAUAUCAAUUUUGUGAACAUAUAUCUUGCAUCAAGAUGUAUGUGAAAUAUCUCAAUUUUAAAAAUGCAUGUUAACCCACAUUGAGACCAUGGAGAAACCCUACUACUGAUGAAUGUGUUUUGAGAGGAUUUUCCAGUAAAGGGGACCUCCUUCACGUCCAAACACUCAGCUUCAAGUAAAGGUUUUUCCUAAGGGGAAAACUGUGGGGAAUAGGGAGACAGUUUGAUUUCCCUUUCUUUACCCACUGCAUUCCCCAAAAUUGUCAGUUAUUACUCUCAAAACUCAUUUGAACCCUCCUUCCAUUUUUAAUAUGAUGAAGAAGUUUCUAUUACAAGCCUUUCCUUGUCAGACAUCUUUUGUUUCUGUCUGCUGAGUCUGUUUUUAUUUUAUGUUGUAUUUUAUGGAUUUUUUUAAAUAAAAAAAAAUGUACACAUGAGAUUGUGUUAUUGUAACAGCUUUAAACUGUACUGAGCAAUAUAUAUUCCUUCAAAAGUAAAGGGGAAUACAUUUCCACAAAAAUAAAUGAAACCAAUCUAA
This is a messenger RNA of Sceloporus undulatus (fence lizard), 5657 nucleotides long. Its product is annotated as TPA-induced transmembrane protein-like. Bases 538 to 1254 code for a protein of 238 amino acids. NCBI's taxonomy places the organism in Eukaryota, Metazoa, Chordata, Lepidosauria, Squamata, Phrynosomatidae. The record is from RefSeq and is a predicted model, not a curated record. The transcript is spliced from 8 exons.